GGGCGGCCGCCAUCUUCCCUCCGCCUGCCAGCGGGUCGUCGGCCCCGCGCGGGCCUACGCCUCGGUCCGGCUGUUGGCUUAAAUUAGCCGAUGGCGCUCGCGUGUUACCGUGCCCUCCACUUUAGUGUUAGUAGCACCGGGUGCAAGGUGAGUUUGAGGUAUUGCAAAGCUUAUGUUGUAACCGAACCAUGGUGUAUUUCACUGUGUUUAUCCAAAGACAUCUCGGGUCACAGCACUAUGAGAUGGCAGAGCUCUCAGUGGGAAGGGCUGCCACAGAGACUUGCCGGCUGGGACCCUGGGCCGCUACUGCUGCCUCCCAGGUUUCAGGGGGACCUGCUGGCCGGGCAUGCAGCUGGCCUUGGGCAGGUUUUUCCGGACUUAAGUAACUGAAAAAGACACCAUCCCACCAAUGCAGUCACAGAGGCCUGUGAGAGUUCCUGCGCUGACUGAGCUGCUGCCCUCUGCAGAGCACGCUGCAGGAAGCUGGACUCCAGGGACACAGCUGCACGUGACUCACCCACGUCCGCCUCCACCGGGAAGGAGCCCACAGCCCUGCUCAGCAGAUGAAGACAAACCCUUCUUGGUUGCUGCAGCUGCACCAGCUCUCAGCCACCAGGUUUGUUUUAAUGUGGAAGUGGAUCUCACAGCUUAAUGCAAAUCAAACAAACAGAGGAAAAAAGGAUGUCAAGCAUGGUCUUCCUUGAUUUCGAUGAAGGACCAUUGCAGGGAGCCAUGGAUGUUAGUUGUGAGUUAUAACAUCUUAAUUCAAAGAGUCUAGUAUAAAUGUACUUAAUGGACAGACCAGCAAUAUGGAUGAUUUAGAGAUAAAUACUGACAUCACUGGUGCUAAAGAAGAAGAAAUCCUAUGUGAUGAUAAUUUCAUAUCUGAGGAAGAAGGUGGCAUUCCUAAACCACAAGAGAGCGACACGUCAUUUCAGAAGAACAAUACAUUGACUUUGCCUGAGGAGCUAUCGAGGGACAGAUCUGAAAAAGCCUUAAGUGGAGGCCAGACUUCUCUAUUUAUACACACUGGUGCUCCUACUGUUUCUAGUGAAAACUUUAUCUUGUCUAGAGGAACUGCUGUUAAUGGACCAGUUUCACACUCCACCUCAACUAAGACUUCCAUUAUGAAUAAAGGCAGUGUUUCAUUAACCACUGGACAGCCUGUAGGUCAUCACACAGAUUCCUGCUCAACUUUGACAGUGGUUCAUGAUCUUCAGCUGCCUGCAAAGAGUACAACACAGAAAUCAAAUCAGCACCAAGUUUUAUUUUUGUUACCUGAUGUAGCACAUGCUAAGAACCUGACUCAUUCCAUUAAAAAUCUACCUACCUCUGCUUCAAUUGGUUGUGAUUCACAGAAAUCAGUAGGAAAUAGUGUAGAUAGCACUUUAGUAGGCCAAGUAGAAGUUUGUGAGGAUGAUAAAAAUUUACUAGUAAAAGAUGAUUGUGUUGAUACAUUAACAGGCAUUUCCUCAGGUACAGUUGGUUUCAGAUCGGGAUGUGAUCCCAGCUGGGAUCCACAAAAAGAGUUUAUACAGUUUCUUAUGACAAAUGAAGAAACAAUAGAGAAGUCUCCUAUCCACUGUAAAGUAGGCUUAGAAAAAAAGCGGAAAAGGAAAAUGGAUGUUAGUAAAAUAACACGCUAUACUGAAGACUGUUUUGGUGAUACCAGUUGUAUUCCUAGUAAAUCAAAACUAUUAAAUGUUGAUGACUUAGAGCAGAAUGAGGACCUACAAAUAGUAGAACCGCAAAAAUAUUCAUUGAGUAAAGUAAAGCCUGAAUCCACAGAUGAAGAGCUGGAAGCUGUUGAUGCUAUCCAGCAGCUCAUUUAUAGUCCCACUAGUAACUGUGCAGACGAUACUUCUCCUGUUCACACUAGCACUUUUCUUUCCAGUACUUUAAAAAAUAAAUGUGAACAGAAUGAUUCUGAAUCGCCAUCUACUUUCAGUACUGAUGAACCAUCAUUUUAUCCCUGUACAAAGUGCAAUGUGAAUUUUCGGGAGAAGAAACAUCUGCAUAGGCAUAUGAUGUACCAUUUAGAUGGGAACAGUCAUUUCCGACAUCUCAAUGUUCCCAGGCCAUAUGCAUGUAGGGAAUGUGGAAGGACAUUUCGAGAUCGUAAUUCGCUUCUUAAACAUAUGAUAAUUCACCAAGAAAGAAGGCAGAAGCUGAUGGAAGAAAUCCGUGAGCUGAAAGAGCUUCAGGAUGAGGGUAGGAGUGCACGGUUACAGUGCCCACAGUGUGUAUUCGGUACCAAUUGUCCCAAAACGUUUGUGCAGCAUGCGAAGACCCAUGAAAAAGAUAAAAGAUAUUAUUGCUGUGAGGAAUGCAAUUUCAUGGCUGUGACAGAAAAUGAACUGGAAUGCCAUCGAGGGAUUGCUCAUGGAGCGGUAGUCAAAUGUUCAAUUAUUGGUAGCGACAUGUCCCAGAGGAAAACACAGAAAAAGACAUCCUUGAAAGAUCCGUAUUUAGGAUCCUCAAAAAAAUCAUCGACGUAUAUGUGUAAGAUGUGUCCAUUUACUACUUCAGCUAGAAGCAUUUUAAAAAAACACAUGGAAUAUUUGCAUCCAGCAUCAUGCAUUGAUCCCUUUGGUAGCCAUCUUAGACUAGAAAAAAGAAAAGGCAGCAUAAUAGAAGAAUCUUUAGAUUUUGGUAGCAGGACAAAACAGUUGAUGAAACAAGCUUCUACUUUUCCAAAGAACUCUGUUUUAAAACAGGACGUAAAAAGAUCAUUUGGCUCUACUUCACAGUCCAGUAACUUCACAAAACUUCACAAGAGACCCUACAGGAUACAGAAGGCUCGGAAAAGCGUUUCACAGUCAUCUGUAAGUGUGUGCAAUCUAAAUUCUACAAACAAGACCUUUUUGAUUAGAAAUAGCAUUGAACAGAAACCUAAAUGUUUUCAUCAAGCAGCAAAGCAGAAAGCUAGUGUCAAAACAAGCAGUAAUUAUUUAUAUAGACACAAAUAUGAAAACUACAGGAUGAUUAAAAAAUCUAGUGACUCUUAUCCUUUGCAUUUAAAAAAGGAAGAGUCCAACUCUGUCAGUUCUUUGCAUUUAUUUUCUUCUUCAAGUAGACCCCAUAAUAAUAGUUUUGUCAUGGAUUCAAAUAAUCUUGAUUGCAAAAGGGCAGAAGGCUGUAAAGAUCGUAGGCAUGUAGCUGUAAAAAGAGUGGUUAAAGAAUCCAAGAGGGAAGGCUCUGUUACAGGAGAUGAUUUGGAUUGCUAUCCAGAUUUUCUGCAUAAAAUGACUGUUGUUGUUUUACAGAAACUUAACUCUGCUGAAAAAAAAGACAGCUAUGAAACGGAGGAUGAAAGUUCAUGGGAUAAUGUUGAACUAUGUGAUUACACUACACAGUCUGUGGAGGAUGAAACUUACAGUGAUAUUAAUCAGGAGCAUGUAAACCUAUUCCCCAUAUUCAAAGGUAAAAUGGAAGAUCAUGAAGCUGGUGAUAAAUCUUCACUUAGUUAUGAGCAGAAUGAUGGCUUUUAUUUUGAGUAUUAUGAAGAUGCUGAGGGUAGUAACUUCCUGCAUGAUCUGCAUGAUCCUCAGAAUUUAGAAAAUGUAGGAUCAGCAUUGCCAAAGCAUAAUUCAGUUUUCCAUUGGACUGAUUUGUCACUUGAAAAGAAGUCCUGCCCAUACUGUCCAGCAACCUUUGAAACAGGUGUUGGAUUGUCCAACCAUGUCAGAGGACAUCUUCACAGAGCUGGCCUAAGCUAUGAAGCCCGUCAUGUUGUUUCACCAGAACAGAUAGCAACAAGUGACAAAAUGCAACAUUUUAAAAGAACUGGAACAGGAACCCCUGUUAAACGAGUUAGAAAAGCGAUUGAGAAAUCUGAAACUUCCUCUGAGCAUACGUGUCAGCUCUGUGGAGGCUGGUUUGAUACUAAAAUUGGAUUGUCUAAUCAUGUGCGAGGACACCUGAAGAGGCUUGGCAAAACCAAGUGGGACGCACACAAGUCUCCGAUCUGUGUUCUGAAUGAGAUGAUGCAAAAUGAAGAGAAGUAUGAAAAAAUCCUAAAGGCUUUGAACAGUCGCCGCAUUAUUCCCAGACCGUUUGUUGCUCAGAAAUUUGCAUCAAAUGAUGACUUUUUAUCUCAGAAUGUUAUACCUCUUGAAGCGUACCAUAAUGGCCUAAAGACUGAAGAUACAUCUGUGUCUGCAUCGGAGGAAGAAGGGCUGAGUUUCCUAAAUGAAUGUGAUGAAACAAAAGCAGUACUGCAUGAUGGGAAAAAAAAUCAGUCACUCACACUGAUAGAACUCCUGAAAAAUAAGAGGUUAGGAGAAGAAAGGAAUCCUGAUAUUUCUCCUCAAAAGAUUCAUAAUCAAACUGCAAGAAAGAGGUUUGUUCAGAAAUGUGUUCUUCCAUUAAAUGAAGACAGUCCAUUGAUGUAUCAGCCACAAAAAAUGGACUUGACUAUGCAGUCAGCUUUAGACUGUAAGCAAAAGAAGUCAAGGUCAAGAUCUGGAAGCAAGAAAAAAAUGCUGCCAUUACCUCAUAGUGCUGAUGAAGUUUACAUACUCAGAUGCAGGUUUUGUGGUCUGGUCUUUCGAGGACCUUUGUCUGUUCAAGAAGACUGGAUAAAGCACUUGCAGCGACACAUUGUCAACGCAAAUCUUCCACGGACUGGAGCUGGCAUGGUUGAAGUCACGUCACUACUUAAAAAACCUGCUUCAAUUACUGAAACUUCAUUUUCUUUACUGAUGGCGGAAGCAGCAUCAUAGAAUAAGGCAACAUUUUAAAUUUUAAUUGGAUGUAAAUUUGAAAUACUUUGUCAUUUUUUAAAAUAAAUUGCUACACUAAAUUAUGUUUAUAAAAGCUAAAGACAAAAAUAGAGGAAGUGGAUUACAGUAACAUCAAAAAGAUUGAAUACUUAACAGUUACAGUAAGUAGUCUUUAUAUUUUAUAUAGGGUGGAAGAUGUGUUUUUAAGGUUUAUUAUGUUUUUGUCAGUUACUGUGUUCACUAUCAAUACAAGACCAUUACAUGUAUGGCAGCCAUUUUUAAAUUGUUGCACAUGGGUACUUCAAAGACAGAUUUUAAUAAAACAAAGAAACCAUGUUCUUCUCUUCAGUGUUACCCAAAUCAAGGCUCUGUUUAUUCCAAAAAGAAUUACAUAGUAAAAUAAGAUAUUAUUAUAUUUUGUUUGUAUGUAUGUAGUGUUUUGUAUAAUACCAAGAACUGCUAAUACAAUUUACUCAACUUAGGGCAUUAAAUAUCAUGUACUUCAUAGUUCAAGAGACUGUUUCAUUCAAAUAGGGCAAUUAGUACUAUUCUAUCUAGGUGUGUAAGUGUUUUUUUUAAAUCACAUGAGGCUUUUUGUACUAAAAAGUGGAGGGAAACUUGUUUAAACAAAUUUCUAAGAGAAAUAUGUACAUAAUACUGGAAAUUUGUGGUAAGGAAAUAUUCUUUACUUCAGUUGCAUUUCUCACUGACAAUAAAGUGGUGCAUCCAUGCUACCUCCUACUUGUCAACAAAGAUGGUAUUUACCCUUACGUUUUUGUAUCAUAGUAGAUUCAAUCCAACUUUCUUUAUUACAAAGCAUCUUUUUGUUAACAAGUUUGUUUCUUUAUGAUGAUUUACUUAAAGUCCGACUUGCUUACAGAAGUUUGCCUCUCUACUAUUUUAUUUAACACUGUAGAAAUGUACUAAUAAGCAUUGCUCACUACACGGUUAGAGUAGACUUUUCAUUUAUAAUUCUGUUUAAAAGAUUGAUCGUUUUAGAAAAUUCGAACACAGAUUGAAAUGUUUCUACAUAUGAAGAGAAUGUUUACAACUUAAAUUUUAGAGCUUGUUUUGGAUGUGAUUAUAUGUAUGAAAACUGUAACACUAUGCUCAUGCUAAGGACCUACUUACAGAAUUACCGAAAUAAAUGUGCUGUGAGGAUGGAAAUAUGGUGCAGGUGUCUUGGUCAUGAUGAAUUGUGUUUGUUCAUUUAAACUGUCUUCAGAACAUGAUUUUUGUUUAAAUCAAACCAGGUUCCUCUACAAAUCAAUUUUGUAUGCAAGUAACAUUUCAUUUUGCUCAUAUAGGGUAACAGAUACUGUAGUUAAGCCAAGGAUAUGCAUUGAUAUUUUCUUUAUAUGUAAAUAAAGUUAAAAGCAGUUAAAACAAGAGGAGUAUUUUGGUAGAGUAUAUACAUACCUCACUGCCAGUGAAAUUGCUUUCCUAUGGUAUAUCUCCUUACCAGAAAAAUCUCUAAAUAAAAAGGUUUAAAGAAAAUCUAAAUGUCUAUAAUGUGAAGCAUUUAUUUGCAUUGUGUGAAUUAAGUUUGUGGAAUUGAUUUGUCUUGCUUGAGAUUAGAAUCUUCUCAUGAUCUUAAGUAAAAGUACAUUUACUUGCAAUAAACUGACUUGUUCAGAGAUGCGAUGCAUUACAUUUGAUUGGUGGAAAAUAUGAAUAAAUGUCUGUCUUCCUGUAUGUGCGCAGUUCAGAGGUAACACGUGAGGCUUGUUAAUGUUCUGGUAAAAUACAUGGGCAAAAAGUACACAGCUGUGCAGGACGGAGUCCUGAGACAAGGCCAUCCUAGCUCGAUCAAGGCUAUCCUUAAAUUAGUGCUAUCAGCUGUUUUACUGUACAAGUUGCUACAGAUAACUUUAGCUUUUUUGGUCAAAAUUUAUUCCCUUUUUUUUUUUUUUUAAACUGGAAAAUCUACAUCAGUACAUUUAAAGGCUGGAAGAAAAAAAUACUUUAGAGAUUUUUAGGAAAGAUAACUGGGAUGCUGAAGUGUAUCGCAGACAAAUUAUGUAUAUGCAGACUAACAAAUUUCUGAAUUUGUGGAUGAUUGUGGGAUUUUUUUGUCGGCUGUGAAAAUGGAAGAUUUACAGCAAUGUGUUGAAACGGAAUAGAGGGAAGUGAUCAAAUCACCUUGAAUGUUUAUAAUGCUUUAAUAGAGUGCUUGUUUACCCUUCUCACCAAAAAAGGUGCUUGUGAGAGCACCAUAUUUUGUGGCUGUUUAACAGAUGAAAAAAUCGAUUAAGUGCAAAUGAUAUUAAUCUAGUAUUGUUAAGAAUGCUUGUAAGGUGAAGCCAUACUGUGCAGAAUUUAGCAGUAGCAAAAAACUCUAUUAGGUUCAUAAUAAAAAAAAAAACCCCUACUUAAUUCUAUUUAAUUCAUUGAACCCCAAUAGUGAGCUGCUUUGUGUAACACUAAAAUGCAAGGUUGUGUCUGAAGAGCAGGGAGCUCUAGGCCUGAUGAGUUUCCAAAAUGAGAUUCUUUUGAUGCGGAGCAGGUGUUUGAGUUGCAGGCUUUCUGAGUGGGUGCGCUGGAGCCGUGUCCCCUGCUUACAUCAGAUCUGUGACUACACAGUUUGAAAUAUAUACAGAAGUUCUAGAAUUCUUCUGAUUAUUAAAUUAAUUGCAUAUAUGGUUGAUACGGACUGAAUAAUUUUAUUUUUUUUAAAUAAUUACAGAGUACCCGUAAGAUUUUUUUAGCCUCUGGUCCUCAAGUGGGGCUGUUUGUUUUCUUGGCUUCUGUUUGGAAAUACAGAUCUUCGGUCACUACCUGCAAGGAGAUAUACAUCUCCCUUUCCAGAGUUAUAGAGAUUCUAAAUAAUCUGGUAGAAGAGAGUUAAUUAAAUCAGUCGCUUUAUUAUGUGAAUCUUGUGUUUUGAGAUGUGUGGCUUGAGAGGCUCUGUGGCAGUCUGUGCUGAAGAGCUGGACUUCCAGAAUUGCACAUGUAAACACGAGUGUUAGUCUGUUCGCUUUGGCUAGAUUGUUUCAGGCUAGAGGCUGCAGUGGCAUAGUGAUAUUGGUUUGGUUCAUUUUAGUUCCUUAUCACAAUCUUGUGUGUUUCUGGAGUUACCCUAGUUUCUGGUGAAGGUCUCUUAAGUAGCAGCCUCUAGAAAAUUACAAAGGACUUUUCAGAAUGCUGAGAGAAGCCCGGGAAAUUGUAGACUACCACCCCCACAUUUUGUAAGAUGAUUGCCUAUAUCACCUAGUCCCAGUGAUAUUUCCAAAUCAUCUUAAAAAAAUUAAAACUCUGUUUUGAAUUCCUUGAAGAGAGGUUUCUGCAGGACCUUUGAAAGGCGAUUGUAAAGGACGUGUGGUAGCCACUGCCAAAUGGUAGUGUGUUCUGGCUGAAUGUGUGGAAAAUGGGAGAUGGUGGCAAGUGGGUAACAAAUGUUGGCUCACCAAGAUCCCUGGGCACUUACUCCUUUUUGCCAUAUGCUGCUUACAUGGAUGGUGUGAGUUUUGUUAGGUGGACUGCACCCACCAGCAGAGGCGGUCCAGCUCUGCCCGCAAAUCCAACUUGUGCUUCCUCAGGGCUCACCUUACCCAGGUGUCAGGAAAGGAGCUGCUUCUCCGUGGCAGGGAAGCAGAGGGCAGCAAUAGCCAGCGCUAGCCGUUGGGGAGGGCGAGCCAGCGCCUGCCGCGCCAGAGGUGGGGAUGUAACAGCUGGGGGUCUGUCCUGGGCCAGACUUUUGUGUCUGAGCUAUGUGCCUGCUCAAAGUCCUACCUUGUCAGCCACGCUCAGGGAAAUCACCAAGGUCAUUGAGGUAAGUGGAUCACAGGAGGAUUGGGAGUCGUGAAUUGGGGCUCAGAGAAGUGCAUCCAUCCAGAGUUUCGAAAGGUCAGCGUCACGGAACUGAGACGCGGAGAUCUGGUUUUGCAAAGCUAUUUUAACACCAAUGCUUUUUCUGGGCCAGUUGUGCAUCUAGGUUAUCCUGCAUGUCAGUAGUGCUUUAAAGGGGUUAUUCGUUAAAUCUUCUACCUGAUUCUGAAAACAUACAGAAGAUAAAUGUUGGCUGAACAAAUCUGGAAAGAUUAACAGCAAAUAACAAGUAUUUGUUUUUAACUAAAUGGUAAGGGCUGUGAGCAAAGGCUGUUUAGUUGAGCACUAUGGUUAACAGACUUUUCCACUUUUUAUCACAGUAGUUAAUGGCCUGGAUGCUUUCAUAAAAAAAAAAAUUGUUUAUAUAGUUUUGACUUUGUUUUUUUAAAAAAAUCUUUUUAGGGUGGUACUUAUUUAAAAAAGCUGACUGCAUUAUGAUUUCAGAUAUUUCAAUCCACCGUGCUUUGUAGGUGCUGUUGCCUGGUACAUGGGUAGCAAUUUUGAUGUAAUGGAAACAUUUGGCCGUAGUGCCAAGUCUGUAAUCUCUUGCAAUAAAAUGUUCCUUUUUAACACUG
Molecule: messenger RNA, 9127 nt
Organism: Grus americana (Whooping crane)
Lineage: Eukaryota; Metazoa; Chordata; Aves; Gruiformes; Gruidae
Gene: ZNF644
Product: zinc finger protein 644
Exons: 8
Coding region: 810-4724 (1304 amino acids)
Biological process (GO): regulation of transcription by RNA polymerase II
Cellular component (GO): nucleus
Molecular function (GO): DNA-binding transcription factor activity, RNA polymerase II-specific; RNA polymerase II cis-regulatory region sequence-specific DNA binding
Source: RefSeq, a predicted model, not a curated record